AUGUCACUGCUACUUAUCUCUCUCAAAUAUCUUCUAGGAAAAAGCGAUGAGAAAUUUGUGAGAAAACGUCUUAAGAGAAUCAUUUCUGCAAGUGUCACAAGAGCAAAUGUCAUCCGAAGAAAUGGUUGGUAUCAAAGCUGCCGAAGCAAUUUCAGUGAUCUGAGAAUACCACACGAAGUUUAUAGUUGAAAGGCAGCACAAUUUCUGAGAUUAGUGGACAGAUUGAGUGAUUUUUUUGAAUCUUUUAGCUCUUGUAAAAAUUUAAGAUAUGGUAUGAACAUGAAAUAG
Blepharisma stoltei is the source of this 288-nucleotide messenger RNA. NCBI's taxonomy places the organism in Eukaryota, Ciliophora, Heterotrichea, Heterotrichida, Blepharismidae. The record is from the annotation of a GenBank genome assembly.